This is a messenger RNA of Drosophila bipectinata, 869 nucleotides long. RefSeq names its product ankyrin repeat and LEM domain-containing protein 1. Gene Ontology annotation, biological process: resolution of meiotic recombination intermediates; double-strand break repair via homologous recombination. Gene Ontology annotation, molecular function: DNA endonuclease activity. Gene Ontology annotation, cellular component: nucleoplasm; cytoplasm. Lineage: Eukaryota; Metazoa; Arthropoda; Insecta; Diptera; Drosophilidae. The record is from RefSeq and is a predicted model, not a curated record.
AUUAGUUUGUAUUCUCACUUUGAGUUUUUCGUUAGUUCGUUUUGUUGAUCCUUAAACUCACACAAUCAUGUCAAAAUUUAUAGUAUUCUGUAGCAUCAAGAAUGGCCUGUUGCAGCCUUAUAAUCAUUUAGCGAAGGUGGUCAAUGUUCGGGGCAUUAAAUAUACCCUAGGAUCACUGUCCAAGAAGCGCACCAACUUCUCUCCAGAGCUGGAAAAGACCCUUCACACGGAGAACAACUUCGAUCGCAUUAAAACGCUCGCCGGUUACGUACGAGAGCAUAGUAAAUGGUUUAGAAAAAAUGAAAAGGGCAAUCUUAAUUUUUACAACUAUUUGCUUUUGGACCCGCGAGUAACAAACAAACUGAGCGAGCGGGCCAACCAUCUUCACAAGAUGGAUGUGUGGUAUACCUUUCUGCGAUCCAUAUUUUACGUUGGCAAGGGCAAAUCUCUGCGCCCACUGGUUCAUUUAAACCAGGCCAAACAAGUGAUGCUGAAUAACAAUAAAAUAACGUUGGCCAAAGACCCAAAGUUGGCGCUUAUCGUAUCUAUUUGGAAUGACAAGCGGGGUGUCCUGCUACUGCCUGCAUUUCGGGGUAUCUCAUCACGGGAUGCGCAGACCCGUGAGGCAUCCAUGAUUGUUGCGCUCGGCAUGAAUCACUUGGCCAAUAGGCGGUUGGGCGUUUACUGGGGACCGGCCAAAGAAAAGUUUACAAGACGGCAGCGGAAAUACAUGGGAAUAGCAUUGCUAUACAAGCUAAUGCUGCGCUUUCUGGCUACCGAUGAAAGGGAGCUGCUUCCGGACGUUGACAAACGAUCCCUUACCUUCAAAGCUGCAAUGGCUUCUUAAUAUAUUUAUAAAUACAGUUAUA